GUUCACAUCAGAGUUCGUCGUCUUUGCGAAGCGGCUACAAAAAUAUAGGCAAACAGCCUAAAUCCUUCAACAUGGACGUCGGCGCUUUAAAUGCUCUGGGCUAUGAAGAUUUUUUGAACAUUUUUGGUAACAUAGUAGAGAAAUGUCCUCUAAUAACUGCUGCUGUCUGGUCAAAGCGCCCUUUUGCCAACAUGCCUGCUUUAGAAACUGCUUUUUACGAGUUUAUAGAUGCGCUUCCAGACUCGGGCAAAGAGGGGAUCCUACGUUGCCACCCAGACCUUGCAGGAAGGGACCUUCAGAGUGGAACGUUGACCCCCGAGUCUCGCGAGGAGCAGGCACGAGCCGGACUCGAUGCUUUGAGUUCAGAUGAAGUAUCGCUUAUGGCUCAACUCAACCAAGACUACAAAAGGCGCUUUGAGUUUCCAUUUGUCAUCUGCGCCAAAAUGAAUGACAAGGCCACAAUUUUACGGCAGCUCCUGGAGCGCGUUGGCAAAGAUCGCUCGGAGGAGAGAGCGCGCGGGAUAGAGGAGGUAAAGAAGAUCUGCCACCUGCGUCUCCAGGCCCUCAUGCUCCAUAAACUCUGAAAUAUAUAGCUGUAGGCUGUCAUUGUAAUUAUGUUGUAAUUAGCCUAUUCACGUCGAAGAUUGUGUUAAUUUAAUAUGUCGUUGUGCAACACGAGACAAAAUGUAUAAAGCCUGAUCCAUGAUUAAGUCAGGCAACAAGGAACCUGUUGAGUGGCUAUUGGUUUGAUGAACACCCGGCUUAAUGUCAUUUAAUGUGUUUGUGUAUUAAAAAGCGCAUAGCGUAUUCAAAUGUAGGGCGAG
Periophthalmus magnuspinnatus is the source of this 824-nucleotide messenger RNA. RefSeq names its product ureidoimidazoline (2-oxo-4-hydroxy-4-carboxy-5-) decarboxylase (gene urad). Bases 72 to 584 code for a protein of 170 amino acids. The record is from RefSeq and is a predicted model, not a curated record. Lineage: Eukaryota; Metazoa; Chordata; Actinopteri; Gobiiformes; Gobiidae. Gene Ontology annotation, molecular function: carboxy-lyase activity. Gene Ontology annotation, biological process: allantoin metabolic process. The transcript is spliced from 2 exons.